AUGCGAGGAGCCCCGGUGGGAGAGCAGACGGUGUUGGGGUCUGUAGGUCGAGGAAACUUCUCUGUGCUGUGGACGGAGGAGGGGCGGGUGCGGGGAGGGUUUCACUGCCGCUACGGGGAGGAGGAGGACGGGGAGACGCGGGACCCGUUCGAGGUGCUGCGACGGCUCGUGGAAGAAAAGUUGACAAGAGAGCAAGUGGAAAGAGUAGUCAAGUGCCGCUCGAUCUUUGAGGUGAGGAGAGGAAACGGAAAUGAUGGAGAUGAUGAUGACGAUGAUGAUGGAGAUGAUGAUGAUGGAGAUGAUGAUGAUGACGACGACGACCAUGUCGAUGGAGAUGAUGAUGAUGAUGAUGAGGAAGAUGAUGAGGAAGAUGAUGAUGACGAUGAUGACGAUGGCGAUGGCGAUGACGAUGACGAUGACGACGACGAUGACGACGACGACCAUAACGAUGAAAAUGAUGGAAUGAUGAUGGAGAUGUCGAUGGAGAUGAUGAUGAUGACGACGACGAUGAUGAUGAUGACGAUGACGACGACCAUGACGAUGGAGAAGGUGGAAUGA
Guillardia theta CCMP2712 is the source of this 558-nucleotide messenger RNA. RefSeq lists its product as hypothetical. The transcript has 2 exons. The record is from RefSeq and is a predicted model, not a curated record. Lineage: Eukaryota; Cryptophyceae; Pyrenomonadales; Geminigeraceae. Bases 1 to 558 code for a protein of 185 amino acids.